Molecule: messenger RNA, 1892 nt
Organism: Contarinia nasturtii (swede midge)
Lineage: Eukaryota; Metazoa; Arthropoda; Insecta; Diptera; Cecidomyiidae
Exons: 7
Coding region: 65-1723 (552 amino acids)
Molecular function (GO): lipase activity
Source: RefSeq, a predicted model, not a curated record
UUGGCAUUGAGUGAGUUUACUUUAAUUUGUGAAAAUUUGUAUUAUAAGUGAAGACUAGGCAAAAAUGAUCACAAAGUUGUUUGUCAUAUUCUUUGUGCUGUUUUUAAAGGAUGGUGAAGCCACACCAAACGAAUUGUACAGACCGAGAUCGUUCACCGAUUUGUUGUUCAAACAAAAUUCAGUUACCGAAUUGAAUAUCGAAGAUUUCAUGUAUAUUGGAGAACCGAUAUAUGUCGCAUGUGUAAGCAACGAAAAUCAAACCGAAUUUGACAUGGAAGAAGUCAAUUGUGCGGGUGGAGUGUCCCAAGACUUAAUUAAAAAGUUGAGUAAUGGAAAAGGCAUUUCAUUGUUUUUUCAUGGAAUCGGCAAUAGAAUUUCUAAAGACGGGCGGUUUUUUGAAUUUGCCAAAGAAUGGUUUGCUGCAUCUCAAAAAAAUAUUUGUGCAAUUACGUAUGCAUUUUAUGAGUCAACCACAUUGAUGAAUGUUGUAUUCCAUUUGCACGAUAUGGUGCGAACGAAGCGAAUAGAAUUUGUGGCGAAGCAAGCGCGUGACUUGGUGUUGGGUGUUCGCGAUUAUUGUAUAAAAAAUAAACGAAAGACGAGUCUUAAACGUAUGUCCGAGGUUGAUGUGACUGGUUUCAGUUAUGGUGCCCAUAUCGCAAGCAAAACGUGUCAAUACUUGUUUUGGAAAACGAAACAAAAAGUCAAGAUGUUAUUGGCUUUGGAUCCGGCUAAAAUACCAUUCUUUUUAUCGAAGCCAAAUCCGGCCAUCAGCAAAAAUGACGCUGAAUACGUGCAAGUGAUUCACACAUCCUUUUAUGGUAUGAAUGAAAGAGUGGGUCACGUUGACAUCUUUGUCGACUAUAAGUCAGAUGGGGGUCAAGUGAAACAUGCAUUGGCACUUUAUGUGCAUGUUGCAACAGCAACACGAAGACUUUUCAUGAUGGCAACCGACAAAGGAAAUGGUACGGUGACAAAAGGUCGGGGACAAACAACACCAACACCAAAACGAAAUGAAUGCUUGAUUGGUUUAUACGGUACGAUGAAUCGAAAUAACGAUGGGAAAAGAUUCGAAUUUUCACUGACAAAACAUAAGAUACCGUUUUGGCAUACCGUUUGCGAGUAUCGAAACAGUGAAAUGUUCUUUAUGGAAGAGCCAGAAGACGAUAGCAGUAGUUUCAUUGAUAUUACCGAAUCAAGUCUUACCGACGAUUUGCCUUCAACGUCAUUUGAAUCGACGGCACAAGAGUCGUCUUCGGCUCCGACACAAGCAUCACCCUCGAGAUCAUUUGAAGCGACGGCAAAAGAGUCGUCUUUGACAUCAUUUCCAUCCCCGUCAGAAGAACUACACAGAAGAUCAUUUCAAUCGACGCCACAAGCGUCGCCUUCAAAACCACUUAAAACAGCCAAAAAAACGUCGCAUUUGAAACCAAAAAUAGCGACAAUACAAGAAUCGCCUUCAGGAUCAUUUGAAGCGACGGCACAAGUGUCAUCUUUGACAUCGUUUUCGUCUCCGACAGAAGCAUCGCCCAGAAGUUCAUUUGAAACGACGGGACAAGAGUCGCUUUUGACAUCGUUUCCAUCCCCGACAGAAGACCCAACCAGAAAAUCAUUUCAAGCGACGCCUUCAAGACCACUUAAUCCAGCAAAAAAAGCGUCGGCUUCGAAAUCGAAAACUACGACAAGAGAAGAAUCGCCAGCGAUAACAUACUUCAAAAGAUAAGAUAUAAUUAAAAUUAGCAAUUCGAGAACUUGAGCUUUUUUGGAAAAACCUUUCGACAAGCUCAACACGUUUUUUCUUGUUCUUAUUAAUUGAUCAUUGAAUUGAUGUAAAUUUGAUUGAAUAAAAAGAUCGUUUUUAUUCUCUUCGAUUGACGUACAUUCACUCGAAA